GACCUCUCGGCCGAGCCCAGAGACAGCCAGUUCCUCUCCCGCCGCGCCGGGCCGCGCCGCAGCUCGCUCCCGGGCCGUGGUGCCUCCGGGCCGUGGUGCCUCCGGGCCCGACGCGCUGCAGCCUCCAGCCCGCGGCAGGCGGGGCGGCCGCGCUACCCGGGCCCCGAGCCCGCAGCCCCUCCCCACCUGGGUCCCCUGGGCUGCCCCGUCGCGCCCCUCCUCUGAACUCAGGUCACCGUGGAGCUCCGCCGCCGCGGCCCCGAAACUUUCACUGCGAGCGGGAAAUAUGGGAUGUAUAAAAUCAAAAAGGAAAGACAAUCUGAAUGACGAUGGAAUAGAUUUGAAGACUCAACCAGUUCCAGAAUCUCAGCUUUUACCAGGACAGAGGUUUCAAACUAAAGAUCCCGAGGAGCAAGGAGACAUUGUGGUGGCCUUGUACCCCUACGAUGGCAUCCACCCGGACGACCUGUCUUUCAGGAAGGGAGAAAAGAUGAAAGUCCUGGAGGAGCAUGGAGAAUGGUGGAAAGCUAAGUCCCUUUCAACAAAGAGAGAAGGCUUCAUCCCCAGCAACUACGUGGCCAAAGUCAACACCUUAGAAACAGAAGAGUGGUUUUUCAAGGAUAUAACCAGGAAGGACGCAGAAAGGCAGCUUUUGGCGCCAGGGAACAGCGCUGGAGCUUUUCUUAUCAGAGAAAGUGAAACAUUAAAAGGAAGCUUCUCUCUGUCUGUGAGAGAUUAUGACCCUGUGCAUGGUGAUGUUAUUAAGCACUACAAAAUUAGAAGUCUGGACAAUGGGGGUUAUUACAUCUCUCCGCGAAUCACUUUUCCCUGUAUCAGUGACAUGAUUAAGCAUUACCAAAAGCAGUCAGAUGGCUUGUGUAGAAGACUGGAGAAGGCAUGUAUUAGUCCCAAGCCACAAAAGCCGUGGGAUAAAGACGCCUGGGAGAUCCCCCGGGAGUCCAUCAAGUUGGUGAAAAGGCUCGGCGCUGGACAGUUUGGGGAAGUCUGGAUGGGUUACUAUAACAACAGUACCAAAGUGGCUGUAAAAACCCUGAAACCAGGCACCAUGUCCGUGCAAGCUUUCCUCGAAGAAGCCAACCUCAUGAAGACCCUUCAGCAUGACAAGCUCGUGAGACUCUAUGCCGUGGUCACCAGGGAGGAGCCUAUUUACAUCAUCACGGAGUACAUGGCCAAGGGCAGUUUGCUGGAUUUCCUGAAGAGUGAGGAAGGUGGCAAAGUGCUGCUGCCAAAGCUCAUUGACUUUUCUGCUCAGAUCGCAGAGGGAAUGGCAUACAUUGAGCGGAAGAACUACAUUCACAGGGACCUGCGAGCAGCUAACGUCCUGGUCUCUGAGUCACUCAUGUGCAAAAUUGCAGAUUUUGGCCUUGCCAGAGUGAUUGAAGAUAACGAGUACACGGCAAGGGAAGGUGCUAAGUUCCCUAUCAAGUGGACAGCUCCAGAAGCCAUCAACUUUGGGUGUUUCACUAUUAAGUCUGAUGUGUGGUCCUUUGGAAUCCUCCUGUAUGAAAUCGUCACCUAUGGGAAAAUUCCCUACCCAGGGAGAACGAAUGCCGACGUGAUGACCGCCCUGUCCCAGGGCUACAGGAUGCCCCGCGUGGAGAACUGCCCAGAUGAGCUCUAUGACAUUAUGAAAAUGUGCUGGAAAGAAAAGGCAGAAGAGAGGCCAACAUUUGAUUACUUGCAGAGCGUCCUGGAUGACUUCUACACCGCCACGGAAGGACAGUACCAGCAGCAACCUUAGAGCAUAGGGAGACCUGCUCGAUAGGCCCGGGGUGGCUGCCUCACUCAGCGAGGAAAAGUAACGAUCACGGGUUGCACUGAUUAUCUCCUGUGCAGGGAUCAUCUGCCAUGCCUGUCCUGAAAGUAGAGGCUGCAUUACUCAGGAAGAACACCCUAGAAAUGGGAAAGUAUUCGGUUCUCUUAGACUGAUGCCCCAGCGAGUUGCAGCUUGGACUGAUCCUCAGCUGUAAUCUCGCUUUGCUUGACCAACGUCUGAAUACAGCCUCCUAAGAAGAAAACACCUAUUCUCUCCAAAAAUGCACCCAGCUGGCCCUACAUUUACAAUCGGACAUGUGACUCAAAGAUUCAGAGACCGUUGCAAUGAAUCCCCAUUAGAAGCAGAACUAAACCCAUUUAUAAAACUAAAAUAACCAUAGCAUGACAUCUCUUUAUAUUUUCUCUAUGCUUUGGCUUGUUAAACAAAAAAAUUACUAAUCCAACCUAUCAGAUUUUGUAGGUGAAGUCAGCAGCUUAAAAAUGUAUUUCCCAGAGUUCAGUGGUUUAUUUUUUCCCCACCCCAACUCCUCCCCACCAAAAUCUGAGACUGUUAACCAUUUUCCUCCCAUGGGCACUGCUCAGAUCCACUCGACGUGAAGGGGUGCACGUGCGUCUCUCUUCUCCAGCAGGGGUGUCGCCCGUGAGCUCGCACAGCUGCCAUUGUGUGCAAUGUGGACCUCUCACUGCAUGGGGCUCGCCCAGACCUCCCGGGAGAAGAGCCUCAGAAACUGCUCUACGUUAAGAAGUAAUAUUUUUAACAGUACGGCUCUUUCAUUUCCACAAUUUCUUAUAUACAGACUUUUUUGACAAUGUAGUUUGGAAGAAUAGUAAGAUUCUAAUCUCUGCAGAACCUUAUAGGGCCUUUUAAAACAUAAGAAUUUCCUUUGUUGCUUCAAAAGAUUUGAACGUUAUUUUCAGGAUCAAAUAUUAAUUUAGUUGUACUCUAGAGAGAUAAAAUGCCAUAUUUGGGGCUAUUUUUGUGAUUCAGCAAUCUUUUCUAAAUUGCGUAAGAUGUGUUUGAGACUAUUUAUACUCAAAGAUAUGAAGGAAAAUAAGUGACUACAGAGGCUGCAAUGAGCCACCAUGGCAGGAAGUUCAAGAGGUUUUGUUUACUAAAUUUUUCUACUGUAAGCUUUGAAUGGAAACUGCUGUAUCACAUUAUGUUUCACUUAUGCUGUCGUGUAUAUACCUAAUAUUUCUAUUUUUUGAUUUUAUUUUAAUACACCUGGUCCAAUAACA
Molecule: messenger RNA, 3036 nt
Organism: Propithecus coquereli (Coquerel's sifaka)
Lineage: Eukaryota; Metazoa; Chordata; Mammalia; Primates; Indriidae
Gene: LYN
Product: LYN proto-oncogene, Src family tyrosine kinase
Exons: 13
Coding region: 287-1762 (491 amino acids)
Biological process (GO): innate immune response; cell surface receptor protein tyrosine kinase signaling pathway; cell differentiation
Cellular component (GO): extrinsic component of cytoplasmic side of plasma membrane
Molecular function (GO): signaling receptor binding; ATP binding; non-membrane spanning protein tyrosine kinase activity
Source: RefSeq, a predicted model, not a curated record